Molecule: messenger RNA, 5032 nt
Organism: Dermacentor silvarum
Lineage: Eukaryota; Metazoa; Arthropoda; Arachnida; Ixodida; Ixodidae
Gene: CNPYb
Product: protein canopy homolog 3-like
Exons: 1
Coding region: 185-811 (208 amino acids)
Cellular component (GO): endomembrane system
Molecular function (GO): signaling receptor binding
Source: RefSeq, a predicted model, not a curated record
GCGUAGCUCCCGGGAUUCGCAAGCGCAACAGCGGUAUCGCAUUUUACCUACUUUGUUUUUUCCGAACUAACGGUGUCUGCUGCACAUUUAUCUAAUCGCCGAGAGCCGAGUCUUUAUUCUAUGGCCGAGUACCCUUCGCGGCUGACUCCCGAGUGCCGGCCAGUGCUCAGUGCCUGAAGGGGCAAUGCGCGGAUUGUGUCUUGCGGCGAUCAUCCUUGCUCUCAGCGCUACGUUGAGCAGUAUAACAGCGGAUGAGAGCGUAGAAGAGACUCUGUAUGGCGUCAAGUACGCGUCCAGAUGCGAAGCGUGCAAGUACCUCGCCGUGGAGCUGGAAGCGCGUCUCGGGGAGACUGGCAAAACGCACGAUGUCAUCGAGACCGGAUACACCCUAGACGGCGGGCGCAAGCGCAAGAAGUACGCGGUUUCUGAACUGCGGUUAGUGGAAUCGCUAGACGGCGUGUGCGACCGGCUGCUCGAGUACAACAUCCACAAGGAACGCAAGGAUAGCUCGCGCUUCGCCAAAGGAACGAGCACUACGUUCCGAACGCUGCACGGCCUAGUCGCCAAGGGCGUCAAAGUGGACCUGGGCAUCCCGUACGAGCUCUGGGACAGCCCUUCGGCCGAGGUGACGCAGCUCAAGAGUCAGUGCGAGGCCCUGCUCGAGCAGUACGAGGUCGACAUCGAGCGAUGGUACUUCGGCAGCCAGGAGGAGCCACUCGCCACCUACCUGUGCCGCCAGCGCGUGCUGCGCAAAGGGGAUGCCGACUGCCUGGACGACUCAUUACCUGCCAGCCGCAAGACCGAGCUAUGAGAUGCUACUCUUCAAGUGCACUGGCAAUUUCCACCUUAACUGCGAUUCUGGUGAAACCACUAUGUUGUUCAUCUGAGUCAACGGAGUAUGUGGCGUGCACAAAUACUUGAUAAGUCAAGCGGCAAGUGUGUCCUCUUAUGUCCUCGUCUACAGCGUUUCCUGCAUGUGUGGACAACGUUGGUGUUGAUCACCAGCAAGCACAAAUACCUAUUGAACACAAAUGAAUGAAUCCUUGCUACUUUUGUCUACACAACAUGCAACUCCACACUGCAAUAGAAAAAUGCGUUCUUGUGCUGGUAUUGUGUUGCUGCUGACCAAAUUAGCCCUGCCAGCACAGUUGUCUAACCAUCCUGAGUGCUCAGCACACAACAUUGCUGUUCAGUCCAACAAGACAGCAUCCGUGUGUGAAAAACGUGGAGCCCUUCACAUUGAGUGCUGGGCACACCCUCUCAAAAGUGCAAAAUGUCAUAUUCAUGACAUAAGCAAGCAAGGCAAUGGUGCACAUCUUGUCAAGGCUUUGCCUCAACCAGCAGAAGAAACCCACCUUGGCCCCACACGAUUGUCAAGAGCAAGAGUGCAGUGAUAAGAACUGGUGAUGGAUAUAUGGUUUAGAAAUGAGUUAUGUACAAGUUUUCACAGCUCCUGGUAGCAUUGCAUUGGUGUGUGGCUUUCAACACUUUGUCAUGGUUCUGUGAUAAUGACCAUAAUGGCUUGAACUGAUUGAUUGGGAGUAGGGGGCUCAACUGCAGGAAAUGGAUGUAACGACAGUAUGAAUAUGCUAGGUGAUAUCGCAACUGGGUGCCACAAAAUUUGGCCGAUAGUUGCAGUUGUGAGGCUUUGCAUACUUAAUUGCUGGCCAGUAGAAAAUUAUAUUGCCUGUGGGGCUUGUGUAAUGCACCACAGCCAUCUUAGCUGUCUUGAUUUAUCAGCAAAUCAUAUGGAGAGACCACAUGUAGGGCAGUGCUCAGCUUGCUUUCUGACUCAUUUUACAAGGAUGUUGCCAGACAGGUUUCAUUGAAAAAUCUAAAAGCAGCAGUUUUGCUAUGAAAAGCACCCAUGAUGUGGUGAAAUAAGAAUGUGCAUUCAUUGUAUGGCAGUCGCUACUUGAUCCCUCAGCAUAAGCUGCAGCUUGGCUAUGCCAUGCCACAAGGUGCAUGCAGUCUUAUACACUUGACAUUUGCUUGUGCGGUUUCUUUUCUACAUCACACUACAUCAUAACUAGCACUAUACUAAAGCAAGUUAGCAUUCACCUGUAUGGCAUGGUCAGCUGUCCUGACAUCUGUGCCUGUGUCACUGUGCAAAUCUAGUCGACAGAACAGUGGCAUGGGCGGAAAGUAUUUUGGUGAGGGCACAGCUGUGUCUUGACGAUGUGCUGUUCUUUAGUGCUUAGCUCCUCUCUGGUCCACUUGUCUGAGAGACUUGGCUUGCCACAGGUAAUCCACGCUAACACGAUUGACCUCCACUGUUACAGACUAUCUGUAGACGUUCUUGGGGUUCAAACAAAAGCACUGGUAUCGACUGAGCUUCAGUCCCUAAAUAUUUCAUGUUGGCUGUUGGCGGGAGUUUUUGAGGUACUGUGAAAGGCGACAAGAGGUUGCAACAUUCACAGCUACUCUUACAGGAUCUUAGUGAAAUUCAAAGGAGUGGCCGAUUCGUAUCUAUAUUUUCUUUAAAGCAAAUAACUUUCUUUAGCUCUUUCGGCCAUUUUCGUUGUUGGUCGGUGGUCAAUAGCCAGUAGUCGGACUCUGCAAGGAAAUUGUUUUUCCUCUCUUGCUCUUUCAUUUGCUCGUUCAUUCGUUCACGCUAUUCGCUUGCAUUGACAAUUAUUGUCUGUGGUUUUGGCACAAUAUUUUUGCUGGAUAUACGUUCUAAGCUAAGGUUCUGUUGCUGAUAGCUCGGAUGUUUUCACUGUAUGUAGGAUGUGAAUUUAAAAUUCUUUGUUAACAAAGGCUAAGCAAGCUUUACGUCAGAAAUUUAUGCGGACACAUAAGAAGCAGCUCUUUUAAGGAGAAGCUUUCUUUGCGAACCCUCCCAGACUUCUCUGAUAAUGGCUGUUGUUGUAUUGCCAAAUAGCUCAUACUUCAACUAGCUUUUUGAGACGAUCACCGCAUUUGUCACUUUGCAUAGCAUGGGUGCGCUAGAGCACAUGCGCGCAUGCCAGUUUCCUUUACACCAAUGAUAUAGGGAUGAAAUGGACAAAUUUAUAACAUUUUAUUAACCACUUCACUUCACAUAUAUUCCAAGAAUUUCAUUGGAUAUGCAUCAUUUUUUUUUCCUCUUUUGUGCACAGUGUAGCCUUUAUUUCCUCCUUUUAGGAAUAACCGCCACAAUUUCUAACUUUCACAGCCUAUAGGUGGCGCAGUUAUACAUCGAACAUUGCAGUCGGUGAAAUGAUUGCAGCGCUGGUGGAAUGUGUAUGUUUGGUGACGAUGGCAUGCUGCAGUUCUUCUCUGGUGUAUGUUAUUGUGUAGGCAGAGAUGCGAUACAAUUUUGUCAUAGCUGAAGACAUUUUGGAGUGGAGGUCAAGUACAUCCAAUUGUAUGAAUGUACUCACGUAAAGCACCUAAAUGCAUAAAAUUGUAAAUACUGCAAAUGCAGCAGCCUGUCACUUCGCCAGCACGAAACCAUUCAUAAAAGUUUGUCGCGAAGCAUGAAAUGAUCACGCAUACGACUCGGUGAGAAAAAUUCUUGGAGACGCGCUUUUCUAUGUUUUGUCUGCACUGCCUUAGCAUUUAGUUCACUUCAGUGUCAGUCGGGGGCUGUCAAAUUCAGCAUGUUUUUGUAUGUAUUUCGAGUUGCGAAGUGAAGAUGAAAAGGACAAAAUGGAGUUUGUGCAUGAAUAUGCAAGCGAAGUAGUCAAAAAGAAUUCUGUUUUGCACUGUGUGACCAAACAAGAAGAGCGGCUCUAGGGGCAUACCUGAUUACCAGCGAGGGCUUUUAUUGGAUUUCCUUGAUCAGGACACAGCGAUAAACCUCUGACAAGAAGUCAGCCAGCAGUGAAAAAAAAACAGUGUAAGGUCAAAAUAGUCAUUUUUAAGAAAUGUUGCCUCUCUUAUCAAUUGUACAUUUCUGGUAUUUGAGCGAUGCAAGAAAAAAGAUAAUGGGGCAGGGAUGAUAAAAAGAGUGCCAUCAGCAAAAGAAAGCAGACAAAAAGAUGAGGAUACAGUGACUGCAGGUGAUGUGAAGGUCAGGGAUAAUGAAAGGUACAUUCCAAGUGCUUGAGACUCUGGAUAAAGCGACAAGUAUUUUGAAUUCAGAACUUUUGUGAUUCAUCUGAGGCACACUGCAUCUAGCAGCCGUGUGUGGCUUUUUUUCUGUCUCGCUCAAAAUUGAUAUUUUUUUCUUUUUUUUUUUACGAUUUGAUGCGCAGUUAGAAAUGUGCUUUCUUUGAGUAUCCCACACCUGUACUAUUUUGCAAAGGCAUUGAUAGGCAAGUUGUGCAUACUUAUUUCUGUGCCUGAAAGCACAGCCGUUGCCCAUUUCGUUGGGGCCGAUCAUCACGUCACUGGUUCACGAGCAAACAGCAUGGUGCCGCCACCGUACCUGAAAGUUGCAAAUAGCAUUGCCAACUAUACUAUUGACACAAGAGACACAUGCAUUAGCACACCCAGAGUGUCAGUCUGGUUUCUGUGUGUGAAUUUUAGGCAAAAAGAUCAUGAUGAUAUUUAAGAGGAUAGCCUCUUAAUUAUAUAUAGUGUAGCAUACUCAACUCUACAUAUGCAUGUGUGUACACACACUUACUUUUCUGCAUGCUCAACCCAAAAUACAACUUCCAGGGAAGGUACACCUCAUCUGUGUGCGACUGAAUGUACGUGCACACAUUGAAUGCUUUACUGGCUUGUGACCUUGUAGUAAACCUUCUGUGCAAUAGAAUUAUGAUAAAAAUGAGCCUUUUGUUAAAAGCAGUGAUAUCAUUGCUUAAAAUGGACCUGUCCAGUUUGUGCUGUUGGGCACCAGCAAACAAAUUUUUCAAGAUGUCAAAACUAAGUCUUCAAUGGCAAUGUAUGUGUGAUAAUGCUGUUACUGAUGGAUACUUAAGUCAAGCUGAAUUAAAACCAUGGAAGCAGUUUUGUCUUUGGAAGCAAUAGACGUAUUUGGCACACCUCGUGCAUCUUUAUCUCGUGGACUCUGAAUUCUGGCAUUUCGCCUGUAAUUUGCAUAGUACAUGCCCUGGAAACUGAUUGUGUGCAUUAAACGAGUGCUGGCUUGGUGGUGGUGAAA